UGUUGGCACUUGCACCAAUGCUUGGCAACGCUGAGCACCCUUCAGAGGCACGGGACUGAAGUAGUCACUUACUCGGACCCAUGGAAAACCAUAUGAAUGUGGUUCUUUAUCUUUUACAGAACUUGUAGGAGCUUGAUUGACUUGUGAUAUAUUGUACAUGUAAAUUAGCUUCAAAAAUCGUGAAUUCCGCAGAUUUUUGUGUGUAUUCGUCUUCAAAGUGUUGUUGUUAGACUUUGGAUUCCAUGCGGUUUAAGUGAAAAACUAUAUUGAGGAAUUUUAACCCUCGUACUGUACGUAACAGUUUUGCGUAAAGGCUCAUUUAAAAAUGCCCCAAGCAAGUAUUUUGAAGAAGAGGGCGUCAAUGGCAACGCACUAUCGGCAGUGUUACCAGACUAAAAAGUCUGGGAAAUUGGUGCAGAUGAAACCGUCAGAUCGACUCCGACGUAACAACCCUCAUCCAAGGCCGGAUUUUUUGGAACCUAAACACUUAAAAGAAGAGGAUGCCAAGGCUCGCCUUGAAGACCAAGUACAGCAGGCGGUCAACGAACAAAUGGACAGGGCUAGGGUUAAGGAAGCAGUUAACAACUACCUUGAAAAAUUAAAGGAAGAAAAGAGAAACGUAGCACCGAAGAUACCGCAUGCAACAUUCCACACAAUGCCAACAGCACCACCACACGGUACUGGUAUGGUGCGAUCGAAAACAGUGACCGAAAUGAGACCAACAACUCAAACCAUGAUAGAAUCUGAGGUUCGGGACAACUUGCAGCGAAUGGAGAGAGAAAGAACAAGUCUAGGAGAGUCCGCAUAUUACACCGAGCCUGUACCUAACAAAAGUGCUACCAGAUUCAAGACCUGUUCUCCUGGACCUGGGUCACCUGCAAUACGCACACGUGUUGUCAAGCGACCAAUCACACCCACAUAUUAUCGGGAGCACUGGGUCAACUGGAGGACAGAAACACCCCCUGAAGCUGGCAUUCGAGAUAAACCAAUCAAAUGGGUGCACAAGCCAGCUGAAGCUUCGCGCGUAAAACGUGUCCAUACGCCCCCAACACCACCUCCUGGACAUCGCGAUAAGGCAAUGGCUGCCGACACCGACCGCCGACAACCACGAGUAUCAUCAGCGAUGUUACGUCACUCAAGGUCGAAGUCAUGUCCACCACCGAGGUCUGGUUUUAUUUUGCACAAAUCUCAGGAAAGCCCCCAGAUUUAUCGAGUGCAUUACCACGAUGAUGACGACAGCGUUUACGGAGAAAAUUAUUAUAGUUCACGGUGUGAAUCACCACCCGCGAGACCGAAGACAGCUGGGGCUUUCAUUGCUAAUAACAUGAUCGAGCAUCCGCGCAUUAAAACCUGGAUGACUGGGGCCACUGACUAUGAAAAAGAAGUCGCAUAUAACUUAUUACAUACCCUUCAUGGCGGCAAAGGUCCAGACAUGGCUGCUAAGGUUAACAAUAACAUACGACCAAGAUCGAACAGUGCCAGUAACACUAGACGAGUUACACUGCCGAAAGAUACAUCGUUGCAUCGGGCACCGUCCUCACCAAACCUGAAAUCACCACCAUUGGACACUACAGGUGUUGAUACAAAGUCGUUGAAGACAUGGAUGAAGAAAAUCGAAAAACAGAUUGAAGGACGUGCACCACCGACAGAGAGACUACAGUAUUCUACAAAAGUUGAUCUAAAGGCAACACAGCCUCCACGUCAUCAACCUAGAAUCAUGACUCCAGAGGCUUAUCAUAACGAAAACAGUCAUUUCUUUGUGACUGGGGGUCGGGCAAGAGGUCACUUUGUCAUUGCUCCAGACUGGGUCUCAGAGGGAGCAUCCCAUAGAAGAUUACUCCGACAGGCAAAGGAGGCUCAACUCCGACGUCAACGGCAACAAAAUCUUGCCAUCUCGGUUUAAUAAUUGGAAUGUUUAAUUGCGUUAAUGGACCUUUCUUCUAUGUUGAUAAGGUCUCAGGAAACUUAAAUCUGCAUGCAAACAUGACAACAUGUUCGUUUGCAGGACACAAAUGCGUAUUCCUAAUUCUGAUUGGUCAGUUGUUAAGUUUUAUUACACUUCGAAAAUGUCUAUUUGAAGAGAGAAGAGCUCUAAAUAGUCAAUGUGCAAGAGAAGUUAAACUAAACAAUGGGAUUACUUGAUGAUUUAUAAUAAUACAAUAGAUACAUCAACUGUGCUACAGAAGAGUUGAUAAGUGAUUUCUGAAGAAGACUAACUAUUUACGACUAUAAUAUUGGAAAAAAGUCAUAGGAAUGAAAGUUGUUUGCGUUCGAAACAUUUUUGCGUCACUAAACAGGGUUGCUAGAGCAGCAAGAUUUGUUUAGCAAAUGAUCGUAUCACCUUUCUGCACUGGAUGCAGAUAUUUUAUUUAGAAUUUUAUAUCACUUCAUAAAAAAUGUAUUAGAUUACAGAAAGUAAAAUCUUUUAUAUAAUUAUAUGGGAUGUACCAAGUAAUGUUAUUUCAGUAACUUUUGAUAAUUGGUCAUAGAAUUUUACGAGAUGUUGCCUAUAGUUCUUUUCUUGUCCUACAAAGUAACAAUGUUCGUCAUUGGCUUUAUCUACCUGCUGAGUGGUUUACUGUUACAUACAAAAACGUAUCCGGUCGUAAUUUUUAGAAAGCAUUGCUGAUAUAAUAGUUAAUGCAACAAUGAUUCCUUAUUUUAGUUGCCUUUUUCUCUUUGAACUAUAAUUAUUAGGGCUAUUAUUACAUCGAGAAACAAUACUCAGUUCUGAAAUGUGCAAAUAAAAACACUAGUUAAGUCGAAUACGCAUCUACUAAAGUGCCCAAUUAAAAUAUGUACUAUCACCAGUAAUAUUUUAAUGGUAUAUAAUCGAUAUUUUGGUCAAUAAAUAACUAAAACAUAUAACAGCACGCAUUCUCCGUUAAGAGAUGGCGCUAUCAAGAAUAUUUUAAAAUAUCGAAAAUAUGUUUUGCGGGUAAAACAUACCUUGAAAUUGUGAAACACAAACGUAUAAUAGCUUUCUACUUUAUAAAGAUAUACAGUAUGGUGAAAUCAGAAAAAAAUUAAUUGCUUAGGCCUAUUUAAAAAGAACACAAUAUUUUUUGAACAAUUAUAAGGUUCUAUAUAUGCAAUAGAAUAUUAUGUAAACGGUUUUAUUUAGCUGUCUGUUAUUGCCGAGGAAAAUAUUUUCUAAUGUUUAAUUUAAAGAUAAAUUACUUAAUCUAAAUAUAAAAAGUAGACCGUCCAUAACCAGUACUGCACUUUAGUAGUCUUAUAGAUCUAUUGGCAAAGAAUGAUUAUAUGUGGACUACUAUUUUGAUAUUCCAUUCAGUAGAAAUAUUUUCGAGUUACUAUCCCAGCAAAACUUUAUUGUAACAUUCACGAUGUGUAAUGUGUGGCCCUAUUGUAGUUCUUUCAGACAACAGCAACACUGCUGUACAAACAGGAAAACUGAUAAACGAUCGACGGACAAAACUACGUUGAAAAACCAACGGAUAAAGCUCUGAGCACUAAAGACAAGUAGAUGACAAA
Messenger RNA from Anneissia japonica, 3495 nucleotides. RefSeq lists its product as uncharacterized. The record is from RefSeq and is a predicted model, not a curated record. NCBI's taxonomy places the organism in Eukaryota, Metazoa, Echinodermata, Crinoidea, Comatulida, Comatulidae. Bases 326 to 1903 code for a protein of 525 amino acids. The transcript has 8 exons.